Messenger RNA from Myripristis murdjan (pinecone soldierfish), 4559 nucleotides. RefSeq names its product mitogen-activated protein kinase kinase kinase kinase 2 (gene map4k2). The record is from RefSeq and is a predicted model, not a curated record. Gene Ontology annotation, biological process: intracellular signal transduction; protein phosphorylation. Gene Ontology annotation, cellular component: cytoplasm. The coding region runs from base 254 to 2884 and encodes 876 amino acids. Gene Ontology annotation, molecular function: MAP kinase kinase kinase kinase activity; ATP binding. Lineage: Eukaryota; Metazoa; Chordata; Actinopteri; Holocentriformes; Holocentridae. The transcript is spliced from 32 exons.
UGGAUACAGACGGCAGUAGUGCGGAGUUGUGUCUCUACCAUGCCUGUCAGUGACGGACGGAGAAACCCUGCGUGUCUGGCAACCGGAUCAAUACACCGACAAUUAGUCAGCUCCCAUUAGGACCGAUUGUUUAAUCAAUCAGGUAAUCAGGGAGUGCGCUGGGCUGCUGCUUUCUCGCCGACAGCAACCACGGGGAUGUGCGACUAGAAGGCUGCCGCGGCUCACCCCACAGCACCUAUAGGUGUCUCCAAGCAUGGAUACUAUUGGGGUGUCAUUCUUGGACCCCUUAGAUGACUACGAAUUAAUCCACCGGAUUGGGUGCGGCACCUAUGGAGAUGUUUUCAAGGCUCGUAACAUCAGGACGUCUGAAAUGGCAGCCAUCAAGAUUGUCAAGCUGGAUCCUGGUGACGACAUCACGUCCAUCCAGCAGGAGAUUACGAUGAUGAAGGAGUGCAAACACAAAAACAUCGUGGCCUAUUUCGGCAGCUACCACAGGAACACCAAGUUGUGGAUCUGCAUGGAGUACUGUGGUGGAGGGUCGCUGCAGGACAUUUAUCAUGUGACGGGCCCAUUAAAGGAGAAGCAGAUAGCAUAUGUGUGCAGAGAAACCCUUCAGGGGUUGUAUCACCUGCACGAAACCGGCAAAAUGCAUAGAGACAUAAAGGGAGCCAACAUCCUUCUGACAGAGCGAGGAGAUGUGAAACUGGCUGAUUUCGGUGUGGCAGCAGAGAUCAGCGCCUCUGUGGCCAAGAGGAAGUCUUUUAUAGGAACUCCCUACUGGAUGGCCCCAGAGGUGGCAGCAGUGGAAAAGAAGGGCGGCUACAACCAUCUGUGUGACAUCUGGGCCGUCGGCAUCACCGCCAUCGAACUGGCCGAGCUCCAGCCACCCAUGUUUGACCUCCACCCCAUGAGAGCGCUGAUGCUGAUGUCCAAGAGCAGCUUCCAGCCUCCCAGACUAAAGGAUAAAUCCAAAUGGUCGGCAGGUUUCCACAGCUUUGUGAAGAUGUCGCUCAUUAAAAGUCCUCGUAAAAGGCCCUCAGCUGAGACUCUACUGCAGCAUCCCUUUGUGACCCAGCUGCUGACUCGUAACCUGGUCAUCGAGCUGCUGGACAUGGCCAACAACCCUGACCUGCACACCAGCACACCCAGCAUGGACGACUGUGAGCUGGAGAUUGGGGAAGUGGCUCCCGACAAGAUCCAGUCAGCAGGAAAACACCUGCCCGUAGAGAGGACGCUGUCUGAGGAGCAAUUUGACUUAGUGAAGUUUGGGCCGCCACUGAGGAAAGUCACAGAGCCGUACCCGGAUAUGCAUGAUGAUGACUGGACUCUCUCAGGAGAUGAAGACGACUCACCGAGCCUGUUGGAAUGUGUGGAGCAAGCUCUGCAGCUGAGGAGUCUAACCAUUAAGAGGGCGCCAUCUACUGAUGGGGGUAAAGGCGUCAGGAAAAGUGGUUUGUUCAGCCCGUCCACGGCCUCCCUGCCACCCUUCAGCUCCUUCUCUCCUAGCAUGGAGGCCAAGGACCUGACGCUGCGACCCAGCUGUACACUUGGCCCUGACUCCACCCACAACGCUGACCCCUCCUCCUCCUCAGUUAUUUCCCCAGGCUUGGCGCGAUGCUCAGCCACGCAGGACAUCAGACAGCGCUGCAGUGACCCCUGUCUGACUGCGGAGGACGCUCUAGCAGCAGAGAAGAAGCCUGCCACUGUUAUGUCUCCGAAAAGGGAGACACCCCUAUCACCUGAGUGGUGCACGCUGAGAAAAAAGACUGAGGACUCUAGAGCUGAUUGUCAUGGACUCCCUCCUACUCCUCAAGUCCAUAUGGGAGCCUGCUUCUCCAAAGUCUUCAACGGUUGUCCUCUGAAAAUUCACUGUGCUGUGACCUGGAUUUUGCCCAAGACAAGAGAUCAGUAUCUUAUUCUGGGGGCAGAGGAGGGCAUCUACACACUCAACCUCAACGAGCUUCAUGAAGAUACACUAGAGAAGCUGAUCCCUCAGCGAUGCACAUGGCUGUAUGUUAUGAACAACGUCUUGAUGUCUGUAUCAGGGAAGUCAUCCCAGCUUUACUCCCACAGCCUGACGGCUCUGUUCGAACAGAAAGGACAUCUGCCCAAGAAACACAGCAGUCUGUCGCUGAGCACCAACCGCUUCACCGACAGGAUCAGCCAUAGCAGGAAGUACACCAUAUCUGUGAAGAUCCCCGACACUAAAGGCUGUAGGAGGUGCAGUGUGGCAAGAAACCCCUACACAGACAGCACAUUUCUAUGUGGGGCGGUUCCGUCUGGCCUAGUUCUGCUGUUGUGGUAUGAGCCACUCCAGAAAUUCAUGCAGCUAAAGCACAUAGCAAUAAGCCUCCCGGAUCCUCUCCCGAUUUUUGAGCUCCUGGUGUUGGUGACGGAUGAGUUUCCUCAGCUGUGUGUUGGAGUGAGAGACUGUAGCAACGGGAAACCCUCAGCCAACCAGCAGCUCAAGUUCGACAUUAUAGAGCUGAACGGCACGCCCAACUCAGCAUCAGAUAUUGGACCAGUGGGGGCGGUUCAGGUAACCCAACUGGACAGAGACACUGUCCUCAUUGCAAUAGAAAAAACUGUUAAGAUUGUGAACCUACAAGGGCUUCCAUCCAAAGAGCUGACCAACGAGAUGGUCUUUGACUUCCCCAUUGCAACACUAGUUUGCCUACAGGACAGUGUUCUGGCUUUCUGGAAGCACGGCCUUCAGGGGAGGAGUCUCCAGUCAAGUGAAGUAACGCAAGAGAUCACAGACGAGACUCGAGUGUUCAGAGUUUUGGGAACAAACCGGGACAUCGUCCUUCAGAGCACACCAACAGACGACCCCUCGGCGCUGAGCAACCUGUACAUCCUGACGGGCCAUGAAAGCAGCUACUGAAAGAAACGAUGGAACGGGAAGCUGAGAGCAGAAGCAGCAAAUUUUCAAGAAGCACAGUGGAAGGACUCACAGAUCCACCUUAUAACCCUGUGGAGAAACUUGUAGAAAUUGUGAAAGGGAAGCCCUCUGUGACUGAAGGUGUAGUCAACACCAGCUGAUCCCCUGAACCGUGCGCUAUGUAUGAGAAAUGCCAAUAUGGGAUUCUAUUUCCCGCCCAGACUGAGAGUGUAUUUUUUCUGGAAGGACUUGUGAAAAUUGAUCAGUGGUGAGUUUCUGUUUCUUAGAUAUACUACAUGCUAGUUGAAAGCUGCAUUAGACACAUUUUUGUGUGAAAACCCAUCUGUCUUCACAGUCUAUAUCACAAGUAGCCUGAAGCUUGAAAGAGAAACGUUUUUAAUCCCCACUAGAUUAACUCCAUUUGCCCAUAUUGAUUUCUGAUGUCAAUAUGGUGGGAACUACAACUAUAUUCUCGUAGGCAGUGACGUCCUUAAAGGCAUAGUUGACCAUGCAAAGAAGGUUUAACAUCACCGUACAAGAGUUGCUAUCCUAAAUUAAACAGUUACUGAGCACAAACGGACGAUACAAAUUACUGUUUAGAACUGGAAUUUCCCUGUUAUCAACAUCCAGAAAGAUCCGGCAACUUCUGCACUCUCCAUAUUACUCCGCCAGAGGACCCACCACGGAGACAGAGGCAGAUUGCAUGAGUUUGCUAGUCCUGAAACAACAAAGAUAACAACUUUCUUCAGGGUACUAAAAGAUAUCUGACUAGAUAUGUUGAGGCGAGCUUCUGCUUUUCCUCCACUCCUCUCUAUCACGUCUCAUGAACCUUUCAGGCUCCUGCCAGCCACUGAUGCAACUGAGGACCAACGCAGAGAGCUGAGACCACACAAGAAAAUAGUUCCACCGUUGAAGACUUUUUUUAGGCAGGGUGGCUGUAAAAAAUUCUGCUAUAUAAGAAAAAUUUAUGAUAAACUUGUCUGUGGAGAGAAGCAUUACAUUUCCCGGUAUACAACCUGUCAUUAGAAGAAGAACAAGAAGAGGAGUGGAUUAAGGUGGUUAUCUUUAAAGGCCGGAUUAUGGUUCUGCGGACACUCGACGCAACGCACACGCAGUUUCCACGCAGGGCGUGUGUGUCCAACAUACCUCUGCGAAACACGCUAAGCAAUUCUCCGCCAAAACGCUAUGGGGCGCGUUUUGUUUUUGUUUUUUUCGGCAGACCCACAUACACCCUGUGAUGUAUGGUCACUCCUCUACCUGUUGUGGUGCCGGCAGCACUGUUUUUAAAGGGAGCAGCAGUAGAUCCAGAUCCAGCAUGAUCCAAACUUUCCAAAUAAUUUGAAAUUAACUGAUGAGUCAAGAUGUGAUUGCAACAGCAGUUCUUUUAAAAAUGACGCUGCCGGCACAACAACUGGACGUGACGCCAGAGGGGUGAAAUGCUGUAGUUCGACGGACCAAUCAUAGCUCUUGUUGUCAGUGGGGGGCCUGCGUUGGGGGCUACAUGGGGUCCGCGUAGUUACAAUUUUUCGGAGGUGCGUGGCAAGGCUCUGCAGCGGUCGUACAACCCCUGCAAGCUUCGCACAACCCCCGUACACUCCGCUUACGCAGAAGCAUAAUUCAGCCUUAAGAAUGUUAGCUGGGGGGAAGUCCACUUCAAUGGCAGCAGGCUAACAGUUAG